Molecule: messenger RNA, 2457 nt
Organism: Sphaeramia orbicularis (orbiculate cardinalfish)
Lineage: Eukaryota; Metazoa; Chordata; Actinopteri; Kurtiformes; Apogonidae
Gene: cep68
Product: centrosomal protein 68
Exons: 11
Coding region: 386-2317 (643 amino acids)
Source: RefSeq, a predicted model, not a curated record
CACAUCUGGCCGAGUCUUCGCCAUAAACGACACCUUAGCCCUCAAACCGGAGAAACCCGUCGUUGCAGAGGAGACCGUGAAGGCAGCACAGACAGAGGAAGGCGGUCCUGUAAUAAAGACAAGAAGCCUGUAACAAAUGGACACUUUAAACUGAUCUACGGAGCUGUAAGUGAAUGAACUAAUGAGUGGAGUGGGUUGGCACGUGAACUACAGAACAGGAUGUAAGAGAACACCGGGGUUUAAUGGAGCCUCCAUGGCCGGCGCUGGAGGCUGCAUCCGGGGUUUGUGUGGCUCACCUGUGUUCGGUGUCACUGCUUGUUGCUGUGGUUACCUAAACAAUCUCACGUCCUCUUCGUCUGACACACAUUGGAACUGACACUGUCCAAUGGAAGCUAAAGGAUGUGACCUGCGAUGGACGAUGCAUCACUCAGAGCUUAAACAUAAAGGAAGAGUGUCAGGUCCGUCUAUAAAAGACGGUGAGACAGACCAAGCAGGAGAUGGGGGAGGACCUCAUAGAAGUGUUACUGUGGCUCCCACAUCCAGGUAUAUGACGGAUCGACACUAUGUACCAAGAAAGCCUCUGUGCUCACUCAUACAACACACGUCCAUUUUAAAGAAGACACAUCCACCAACGCGACCUGAGCAGGACACCCAGCCAAGUGUUAUCAGAGCUGAGGCCCAGCAGCCAGUCAACAUGACAAGCCUCAGAGAGGUGCUGACCUCAGAGGGCAUCUCCCAUCCCCUCAGUGGUAUCUCACCUCCUCCUCCAUUUAAAGAGGACCCAGUCUCACUGUGGCGUAACUCCAGCUUCGGAUCACCUCUUCUUGGCACCAGAUCCCAUCAGCAGAGCCUCUCUUGCUCGAUUCUGGAAGUUCAGAGACUAAACCCUCCUCUCAGGCCUCAGCUGACAUCCACCGUCCUACAUCCAACAUACAGCCCCCGCUCAGGUUACUGCAGACCAGGCCAGGCUGACCUCAGGCUGGGUGGGAACAAGGUCAGAGGUGGAGGAGGAACCAAUUCGAAAGGAAAUACUUUGUCACCCUACCAGGCAAAUUACUGGACCUGUGCCAUCCCUAAAGAUUUACCUCCAUCAUCACAGCACCACUCUAGAAGCUGGGACCCAAACAGGGAAUACCAGGCCCUGCUGGACUACACCUACCCUUUAAGACCAGGGACCAGCACCAAGCCACCAGGAAACAUUUCCCUCCAAUCAGACCGAAACCUGCAGGACUCAGGGAUCGAACUGGAUCAGCUUUGUAGCUCCACCAGCUUGUCAGAGCUGAACUUUCCCCUUAGUGGUACAGGGCAGACAAGAGAAAGGAGUGGUUUUUGUAUAGACCAAAAGUCGGCAUACAUCAUGGGGGGCCGAUCCUCUGGUACUCCACUGUCCCUAACAGAGCCAGGGAUAUCGCUGGACAGUUGUGACUCUGGUAAGGAUGGAGUUUGCAGCAGUGCUUUUCUGCCCCGGACAAGGUGUGUGGGUGCGGAGGUGGAUGAAGAGUUCAGAGCCCUCCCGGAGCAGCUGAAGGAGAUGCAGCUCUUGUCCAGACAGGUGAAAGAGAUGACUGCUCAGCUGAACUGGCGAGUCGGUACCAGCUGGGAGUCUCUAGAACCAGGAACUGUCUCCGUCCAAUCUCCCAUCAGCCCUGCAGACAAACAGGAGGCUGAAGACAGUGAUCAUCAGACAGAGGACACAGAUGAAGGUAAAGAGGAACCUGCUCCGGCUCUUCAGCUCAUUAGUGAAGCUGAAACCUGUACAAAGCCUCUCAGAGAAGGACUGAGUGAGGCCAGUCUUCAGGAGGUGGAGGCUCUGAUGGAGCAGCUGUGUGGCCCCCAGAGGUGCUCAGGGGACCCGGAGGAUCAGGAUGACCAGGAGGACCGGGACCACAGCGAUUCACUAAUGCAACACAUCCAGAUCUUUUGUUCACAUCUGGAGCAGCUCAUCCAUUGGCUCCACAUAGUGUCAAAGAAGAUGGACAUGCUGGCCCCUCCCACUGUGGACAUAGAUAGUGUGAAGUCAUCACUGGCUCAGUAUCAGAGUUUUCAGAGAGAAGUGAGCAGCUGCCAUCCCCUUACCUCCAGCGUGGUUCACACCGGGCAGCUUCUCCUCAGCUGCCUCAACACCACCUCUCCAAUUUUAAGAGACACCUUGCUCUUGAUUGAGAGGCAGUCCAGAGCGUUGGAGGGCCACACGGAACACUUUUUCUCCUCCAUCUUAUCUGCAAUGGACAGCCUGACUCGUCCUAGUCAGUCUAGUCCAGUCCUGCAGAUGGAUGAGGACGGGGGCCACUGGGGGAUCAAAGACUCCUCUACAUAAACACUCUGCAGAACCUUAUUUAAAGGGGUCAUAUUUUGCUAAACCCGUUUUUAUUAGUCUUUGGUUCAUUUAUUUGUGUGUUUGGAUCCUAAUAGUUCAAAAGUUUGAAUUUGAACCCUCCAGGUGCUGCAAAGCUAUCU